GUUGGUAUUUAUCUACCCUAGAGAAGUCGCUACUUAUGUGAUGACAGCCAAUUUUUCCUGAGACUUCCUUGUUAACCAUGAGCGAAUCAGGUUAUACCUUGGUAUUUGUGGCUGUAACGUUUCUGGGUGCGGAGGCAACCUCACCGCCUCAACCCUUGACUGUCCCAGCUCGUCCUGAGGAUGUGACUCUCCAAAAGUCAUCUCUCUUUUAUUUGUGGAAUCAACAACAACACUUUGAAGACACUUUCCCUGUGCAGAGGGAUACACGAGCCAUAGGAAGUUUGCUCAGUCCUGCUCACCACUACAUAGGUAAUCUAGUUCCCCAGGACUCCGUCCAUCCGCUCUACUCAGAUAGUUACGCUAGACUACGAGCUGAAUUACUCCUGGACCACAUGCUCCAAGACACCGUAUAUCCCGACGACGAAAGGAUGAGCUCAAGCAAUGGCCUGGAAGUUUACACCCUCAACUAUAACCCCGUUGUUUUCAGAAAGAACAACCAAGGGGACAUCAUGGUUAAUGACACCCUUGUCCAGAACGUCGAAACACUGCCUGGCGGGAUAGUAAGCUACACGUUGGAUGGUGUCCUAUCCAAUUACCAACAAAGAGUGCAUGAGGCUUUCGUGGAACUUUCGAAAGUUUCACCUCCACUCUGGCCCUUCGCCCAAGAGGAAAAGCGCGUAAGAACGCCAUAACGUCCAGCAAAAUGUGAUGAUAGAACCCGAUGUUACUGUGGU
Penaeus monodon (black tiger shrimp) is the source of this 734-nucleotide messenger RNA. RefSeq lists its product as uncharacterized. The record is from RefSeq and is a predicted model, not a curated record. Bases 78 to 692 code for a protein of 204 amino acids. The transcript has 5 exons. Lineage: Eukaryota; Metazoa; Arthropoda; Malacostraca; Decapoda; Penaeidae.